UCUUCUCGAUUUAGGGUCAAAGUGACGGCGUAGAACAAUGCAGUCGUUACAAAAACUCGGACUGGCACUGACCUUAGUGCUAAUUUUGUGCCUCGCCCAGAGUAUUGUGGAAUCAAAAAGAUGGAAAAAGUCACUGCAAUUGAAUCUGCACAGGGAAAAAAAUCACACUAAAAUCCUAAGGAGCUUCGAAAACCAAAAGCUGAGACUUAAGGAAAAGCUGAACCCAACCGCAGAUACAACUUUGACCUCGCUUUUGGUAUCCGAAACAUCCGUGUCAAAAGACUUCUUAUUCAACUCUCAUAAUACAGAGUACUAUGUUACAGCGGAUAUUGGUACCCCCAAAACACAGCAGGUCACUCUUCUUCUAGACACGGCUUCUGCAAACCUAUUGGUUUAUUCCUCGAAGUUCGUAGCAACAUCCUGUUCACAACACAAUGGGUACAACUCCAGUAAAUCCCUGACUUAUCAGGCCAAUGGAACAGCCUUUGAGAUACAGUUCGCAUCGCAGGACGUACUGACGGGAAUUCUUUCCUCGGACACCUUUACAUUAGGCGACUUGUCAGUUAAGAAUCAGACCUUCGCUGAAAUCAAUACAGCGCCUCAAAACCUGUGUAAACGCUCUAAUUUCGAUGGUAUCCUUGGACUGGGACUUCCAGAGAUAGCAAUUGAUGGGGUGACGACCCCUCUGGAAAAUAUUGUGGAACAAGGACUCAUCGAUGAACCCAUUUUUUCGGUCUACGUCAACCGAAACGAUUCUGAUGCCAGUAAUGGUGGAGUGUUGCUGCUUGGAGGAUCGGAUCCCACUCUUUAUAGAGGAUGCCUGACGUAUGUACCACUUUCCAAAGUGGGCUUUUGGCAGGUCACCGUGGGCCACGUUAAGAUAGGAGGUAAGAAGCUAUGUUCCAACUGCCAGGCCAUCUUCGACGUGGGAACUUCUUUGAUAAUUGUUCCGUGCAAGGCUCUUAAAAUAAUAAACCAAAAACUGGGCCUUAAGAAAACUGACUUAAAAAAUGGAGCAUAUAUCAUUGACUGCAAAAAGAUUUCAAGUCUGCCGAAUAUCGUACUGAAUAUUGGAUGGAAAGACUUUACUUUGACCCCGUCCGACUAUAUACUCAACUACAGUGGAACAUGCGUAUCUGGUUUUUCAAGUAUCUCUGACUGCAAUGGCGAUCAAACCAAUGAUGAUGGCGAGGAUUUGAAAGAUGUCUGGGUGUUGGGCGAUGUGUUCUUUGGGGCCGUUUUCAUACUCUUUGAUUUUGGCCUCAAACUCAUCGGCAUAGCUCCUAAAGUGUAAACAAGUAUCAAUGAUAGAGCACAAUAAUAUUUUAUUGAGGAAUUUCUUUUCUAGUUGGUGGUGGGCAGGAAUUUCUCAGAAAUUUACUUAUUAUAAUGGAUUUUUUCUAAAUUGUUUAUAUUAGUUUUAAGGAUAUUUGUAAUGUUUUAGAAAUAAAGUGGUUGUGGGGAAAAAAAAA
This is a messenger RNA of Drosophila biarmipes, 1472 nucleotides long. RefSeq lists its product as uncharacterized. The transcript has a single exon. The coding region runs from base 38 to 1294 and encodes 418 amino acids. Gene Ontology annotation, cellular component: lysosome. Gene Ontology annotation, biological process: proteolysis; cell death. NCBI's taxonomy places the organism in Eukaryota, Metazoa, Arthropoda, Insecta, Diptera, Drosophilidae. Gene Ontology annotation, molecular function: aspartic-type endopeptidase activity. The record is from RefSeq and is a predicted model, not a curated record.